CGUACCUACACAUUAUUUCCAAGAUAAUCCAAAGUAAAGAAAUACCGAUAUGACGAAAUUACAUAAUCUAAAUACGGAAGUUAUUAUUACUACGGUGUUGUUAUUCAUUUCUACAAUAGCAGUGGAAUAUUCUGAAACAAAUGAAGGUUACGCACAAGGCUUCAUUCCACAAUGUCCCAAUUUAUCGAAACCCGCCGAAAUCAAACCAGAACAUUUGGACAAUUUGAAAAUCGAAGUACUGAGUAACGGCUCGCUUUUGGAAGCCAAGUGGACCUCAUACAACUAUCACAACGUGAAGACCUUGGCUAAGAAUCCUGAUGUGGACUUCAGGCGAAAAACUGUCGUAUACGCACCUGGAUACUUUGAACCAACUGCAAUACCUCUUGGAAGGAAUUUGAUGGUGCUCUAUAAGAAAUUGGGAUAUAACGUGCUUUUGUUGGAAUACGUGGCUUUCACUACGAAUGUAUACCCUGUAGUCGUUCGCUUGUCACGUCCUAUUGGCAGCCAUGUUGGUGAAAUGCUAGCCAAACUAACAGCGGCCGGUCUAGACCCAAAAAAACUGGAGCUGGUAGGACUUAGCCUCGGUGGUGUGAUCAUGCCAUUUAUAGCUAGGAGAUUUCGUCAGAUCACCGGAAGGAACAUAUCUUCAAUUACCGCUCUUGAUCCUUCGGGACCUUGCGUCAGGCAUCUUGGACCAGACCAAAGACUGGAUCCUUCAGAUGCUGAUUUUGUUCUUCACAUCGCAACAAAUACUGGAGGAUAUGGCAUGACCACCCCGGUAGGACAUGUGACGGUUUAUAUCAAUGGAGGGGAGUAUCAACCAGGUUUCCUUACGUCUUUUCUUUGUGACGAUCUAUGCAGUCACUGGCGAUCGUUAUUAAUAUGGAUGUCGGCAUUGGAACAUCCCGGUUCCUUUAUAGCUAUCGAAUGUGAUACUGUGCAGAAAGCGAAAGAUCAUCAUUGUUUUGAUAGAAAACCGAUGGUAACAAACACUCUGGAUCUAUAUACGGAUAGAAGUAAGCCGGGUAUUUAUUACUUGGCAACGAGUCUUAAUUAUCCAUAUUAUUUGGGUAAGAAAGGCUUGAAAAGGGGCGGCGCGGAAGUCUUGAACCACAUAAGUUCGCUUAAUGCGGUUGACGUACUGCGUGUUUGA
This is a messenger RNA of Cydia fagiglandana, 1153 nucleotides long. Its product is annotated as phospholipase A1 member A-like. The transcript has 3 exons. The coding region runs from base 50 to 1153 and encodes 367 amino acids. Gene Ontology annotation, biological process: lipid catabolic process. The record is from RefSeq and is a predicted model, not a curated record. Gene Ontology annotation, molecular function: lipase activity. Lineage: Eukaryota; Metazoa; Arthropoda; Insecta; Lepidoptera; Tortricidae.